Molecule: messenger RNA, 897 nt
Organism: Phytophthora sojae
Lineage: Eukaryota; Oomycota; Peronosporomycetes; Peronosporales; Peronosporaceae
Exons: 1
Source: RefSeq, a predicted model, not a curated record
AUGCCUCGAACGACCCCCACCAGCGCGGACCAAGAACCAGUGAGUGUCACCUCUUCGCGGGUCCCGCGAAUUUCCAGAGUGACACGCUGCUGUUAUGGCUUGGAUAAACUAUGGUCUGAAGUCCAAGUGGGUCGGCAGGGCUCCAAUUCUAUCGAGCGCGCUGAAAGCAUGGACUACUACUGCAAGAACUCGUCGUUGACCCGCGUAAUUGCUGUGUGCGUGCUAACGCCGCUGCCAACGUUGGCUUGUGCAAUUCUGCUCCAGUAUCUGCCGCUCCAGCCACCAUCCGAGCGGUGGGCCGCGAACUGGGUCUUCUGGAUUCGCUUGGGUUUGAUGGUGUUUUUAUUGACCUUUGCUGGGGUGUCCGAGCUGAAGAUAUUCAUCCCAGAGCUCCACUUCACAUGGUGCAAGAGGGUGAUAAUAGCUUUCGGCACUACUGCAGCGUACAUGGGGACAUGCUUACUCGUAGCUAGCUUCGUCGGAUUCCCGGUGCCCUUUGUAUGGCAGUUUGGAGGCAGCUUACUGGGCGUCUAUAUCCCCUUGAUGGUUCUGCUCGUGUUUGGUCGUAAGCAACUAGACCGAAGCUCUCGCUGCUACCCGAGUCUAUGUCGGUUCCUUCGGUUCUUCUUCGCGUACAUCGUGCUCAUCGAGCUCUAUCCAUUGUACAAGGUGCUGUGCGAUCUUGCGCCACUUGACAUAUCGAGGGUUGUGGUCGUUGUUCUGCCAGUAUGGAGACUCGCCGCUGAGAACUUUAUCGUUCAGUCCACACGUCAGCUGGAGGAUUUAAUCCCUGCAAUGGUCACCUUUUCGGUUGACCUCUUCAGCAUGCUUUUCGUGUCCGUAUGCAUCUCAACUUCGGGAUCGAUUCGCAUGUCCCUGGUGGUAAUUGUGAUAGAU